AUGGCCCCGAAGCGCCCGGCCGCCGCCUCCGCCGCUCCGGGCUCGGCCUCCGACGAGGCGGACUCGUCCCACGACCACCGCUCCCCGUCCCCAUCUCCCUCCCGCUCCCGCUCCCGCUCCCGCUCCCGAACCAAGACCCCCCCACCCAACACCCACCCGAACGCCGCCGCGCUGUCCUCCACCCCCAUCUCCGCCGCCGUCGACCUCGCGGCCGCCUCCGACUCCGACGCCGACGCCGAGGGCCGGCUCCCCUCCCCGCGGCGCAGCCGCGAGCGCUCCCCCCGCCCCCACUCCGACUCCGACAUCUCCGCCGCCGCAUCCGACUCCGACAACGCCACGCCGCCGCGCCGCUACUCCCUCGUCGACCCUCACAAGACCAAGCCCAUCAGCUCCAGCCCGCGCCGCUCCUCGCAGCGCUCCAAGCGGCCCCGCACCUCCCCGCCCUCCGCGGAGAGGCGGAAGCGGCCGCCGCGGGUCUGGAGCCCCAAGGACGAGAUCACCAUCCUGCGCUCCCUCAUCUCCUACCGCUCCAAGAAAGGUGCGCUCCCCGCGUCCACUCAGGAGACCGGCAAGCUGCACAGCCAGAUCCGUGGCCAGCUGACCGCAGAGGCAUCCACCACCCAGCUCUGUGACAAGGUCCGGCGCCUCAAGCACAAGUUCCGCUUGCUCGUGGCCCGUACCAAGGAUGGGCAGGAUCCGGAAUUGCCGACUGUGCACGAGUGUGACGUCUACGAGCUUAGCAAGAUGGUUUGGGGUGCUGAUGCUGCUGGUAGAGCUGCCUACGGUAAUUACUGGUUUGCGGACAGCGAUGAGGAGCAGAAGAGUGGAGAGAGCGACGGGGAGCGGGAUAUGGAUGGUGGGUGGGAUGGCCCUGACCGCAGGGCGAAUAGACGGCUCAAGGCCAUUACUGUCUCGAACGGGACUGCGAAUACCGUUGCAAUUGGGCACUGCAACAGAGGUGGGAAGGGUGUUGUUGGGAAGGGGAACGGCAUGUACCCAUACCUGUGGGAGGCUGUUGAGGAGCUGUCCAAGGAGCAACCGAGUGGAACGGCGUUCAGGAAGGCCUUCAAUGUGCUUGAAGGGUCUAGGGCACUGGCGAUGGAGGAGAGGCUAGAGAAGUUCAAGCUUUCAGAGAUCAGGCAGCACCUGCGUCGGAUGGACCUGAUGAAGGAGACGGUAAAGAUGGUGCUUGAUGCACUCGAGGGUACUAACUGAGUGGGUUCAAAUUGACAUACUUCUGGAUUUUCCAUGCAUUGUACGAUGAGUACUUGCUCAAAAGGGGUGAUAUUGACAUAAUGUGUCCUUGUAGUUCGUAUAUUAGUCAUGUUCUGAUGUUUUCGUCUUUUGGAUAUAGAUGUUCGGUUGCUUUAACUUAAUGUGCAAGGGUAUGCUUACCUCAACCAAAUAGGUCUAUAACAAGGAGUUGUCGCUUCCUGUCAAACAUUCUGACCUAUGUUGCUUAGAUACUAAUUUAUA
Molecule: messenger RNA, 1476 nt
Organism: Lolium rigidum
Lineage: Eukaryota; Viridiplantae; Streptophyta; Magnoliopsida; Poales; Poaceae
Product: STOREKEEPER protein-like
Exons: 1
Coding region: 1-1215 (404 amino acids)
Biological process (GO): regulation of DNA-templated transcription
Cellular component (GO): nucleus
Source: RefSeq, a predicted model, not a curated record